Molecule: messenger RNA, 1075 nt
Organism: Magnolia sinica
Lineage: Eukaryota; Viridiplantae; Streptophyta; Magnoliopsida; Magnoliales; Magnoliaceae
Exons: 7
Coding region: 94-834 (246 amino acids)
Cellular component (GO): intracellular anatomical structure
Molecular function (GO): pyridoxal phosphate binding
Source: RefSeq, a predicted model, not a curated record
GUAGCCUACGCAGGAAAUAAAUCCGAAUCGAAUUCCAAAUAGCCUAAGCGGCCCGCAGCCCCACACGACGCGGACCAAAUUCACAACAGUUGGAUGGCCGCACCGGCCAUGGAGAGCGCUGCUGUAACGGCCCUUCGCUCGGUGCUACAACGAGCCCACCAGGCAGCGGAGAGGUCAGGAAGGCCUGCCGAGCGAGUUAGGGUGGUGGCUGUCAGCAAAACGAAGCCCGUCUCCCUCGUCCGACAGGUCUACGACGCUGGCCACCGAUGCUUUGGCGAGAAUUACGUGCAAGAGCUCGUUGAUAAGGCCCCUCAGCUUCCUGCAGAUAUCGAAUGGCAUUUCAUCGGGCACUUGCAGAGCAACAAAGCCAAAUCCCUUAUUGCUGCUGUCCCCAAUCUUGAAAUGGUCGAGAGUGUGGAUGAUGAGAAGAUUGCAAAUCAUCUUGAUCGUGCUGUUGCAAGCAUUGGAAGAAAGCCUCUGAAAGUUUUAGUCCAAGUUAAUACCAGUGGGGAAGCAUCAAAAUCUGGUGUUGAUCCCUCAGGUUGUGUAGAACUGGCUAAACACGUUAAGCUGGGGUGCCCAAACCUCGAGUUUUCUGGCCUAAUGACAAUAGGAAUGCUUGAUUACUCAUCAACUCCUGAGAAUUUCAAGGCAUUGUCUGAGUGUAGGAUUGAAGUCUGCAAGGCACUUGGAAUAAGUGAAGAGGAGUGUGAGCUGUCAAUGGGCAUGUCUGCUGACUUUGAGCAAGCGAUUGAAAUGGGGAGUACAAAUGUCAGAGUCGGAUCAACAAUAUUUGGGGCAAGGGAGUAUCCUAAGAAAGCAGAAAGCAAGUAAUCUUCAACUUUCUACUAGUGGUUUUAAGAGGAUGGCAUGUUCCUUCACCUCUCUACCAUCGUAAUCGUGCAAAUUAUUAAAUGCUAAUAUCUUUGUACUCUCCCAUAAAGUUAUGAUCAAAAUUGAUAUCUUGACUUUAAUUCCCUUUAAUCAUAGCCUUUUUUACAAUUAUUAACUGCAUGGAUGUCUGCCUUCUGAAUUUUAUACAAUGGAAUAGCUAAUUGCUUAAGAAUUCCAGAAA